Suillus paluster is the source of this 4486-nucleotide messenger RNA. RefSeq lists its product as uncharacterized. The record is from RefSeq and is a predicted model, not a curated record. Bases 148 to 4233 code for a protein of 1361 amino acids. NCBI's taxonomy places the organism in Eukaryota, Fungi, Basidiomycota, Agaricomycetes, Boletales, Suillaceae. The transcript has 11 exons.
CUCUUCUGGUACCUCUCUGAUCUACUUUGGUUGCCUCCGUCAACUCACAUCAUCCCCCUUGCUCUUGCAUAAAUUUUGAAUGACUCAAACCCCACACAACGAGGACACAGAUGUGUUCAGGACGGCAGUCCUCUCCCCCUUCCAGAUAUGAUCAUUCUUCAUCGGGAUUUCCUCCCAGCAAUGCAGCCUUUCCCCUGGCUGGCGACAACUUCAUUUUCCCGCAGUUUGGUGGAGGCCGUCAGUUACGAGGACCCGGAGGUUGAGUUAACUCCGUCAAGAUUAAGGAGCACUCUGAAAGCCACAGCGCGGGACACUGGAGUCAUCAAAGGUGCCUCCGCUCAACGUAAGGGGGCCCAACAGCCGUCCACAGAAAGUCAAGGCUCAAUCACAACCUUGAAUGCUGCCCAGGAUGACAGCGCCAUUACGACCCACAGCGGUCAUCAUCCCUCGCCAUUUACUGGCGAAGGGGCAUCAUUCACUCCCAUGCUGAACACUGGCAACAGCCGUCACCCCUCACCAUUUACAGGUGACCUUUCUUCCCGAACACCAGCUCCCGCACCUAUCCAGGAUAUGUUCUAUGGUCCGACGAGGGAUCAGCCUGCUUGGGCAGGUCAACAGGGUUCUGACAUGUUUGGCCUGCUGGGCGCUGACUCCUUCACGGACUUAAUUGGCGACCAAGAUCUAAAUUCAUCAGCCUUUGAUCAGGGCUUCUCCGGCCACGUCGCGCCAUUUGAUCUUCAGUGCCCAUCUCACUUGCCUCAAGCCUCGCUCGCUCCUCCUCCCUCCACAAACAUCAACCCACCUACACCUGACACACAUAUCCCAAGUCCGGGGUUGCCUCAACACUCACUCGCUCCUCCACCCUCCACAAACAUCAUCCCACCUACGCCUCAUGCACGUAUCCCAACCCCAGGGCCAAGUCAGCACCUAGACUUGAGCCAUUACUCUCCCACCACAAUCUCCAGUGAGCGGUUUCCAGAAGAAUGUCUUACUUCACACUCUGAGGAGCCGCCUGUUGUGGGCUGCAGGUCUGCCAAGACUAAUGCCGCACUUGAUGCAAGCUUUGCGGCAGUUGAUCAGACGCUCCUUGAGUUAUCCAGGACUACUGGAAUGCCGAUGCAUCAAGUCAUCAACCUUUUCAUGAAGAGCUGUGGUCGCACUGCAAGUAGCAUUAAUUAUUGGAACCUCUAUUCCAAUUACUUCAAGGACAACACCAAGCAGGAGCUCGGCCGGCUCGGUCAGAAUCUUGCGGUUGGAGAGCGCACACCAAGUGUAACUAGGCGAAAAGAAUGCUAUGCAAAAUUCAAAGAGCAAUUUCCCGACACGUAUCAAGAUAUUCUCGACACCCACGAGGAGCUCGCUUCACUUGGGGCACUGCCUCAAACAAUUGGACAGCGCGGACAGGCGUUUCAGAGGUUUCAUAGAAGGGUCAUGAAUAUAUUGGAUGUCGCGUCUUCGAAAUUUGGCUUCGAAUCGGCCACUGUCAUGUGCGGCAAGAUCGUGAAUCAAGAUGCUUCUCUCGGUCAUGUGCACACAACACCGGGGGUAACUGAUUUCUUUCUAACGCGAUGCCGUGCGGACAAUGAUACGAUUAUUGGUCAUCUCAAGGCUCAAGUCUAUAACACAGUGUCUUUAUCUACUGUAGAGGAUGCUUUCGCGGAACCGGGAGAUGACGACAUUGUGUCGCUCAAGGACGCAGGUUCCAAGGACCCUGACUCUAAGGAUAUGGAAGAUGAUCAGGCUUCUCAGGCUUCAGACCUGCCGGAAGGACGAGAGGAAAUGGGACAAGAAGACAACAUCAAAUGGAUUAAGAGAGAGAUUAUGAAACAAGUUGCCAAGUUCGGAGGCAAAUUCGGUACCGACAGGGUGUUCCCUUGGAAGCUCAUGCCAAGCGCGCUUGCAGACGACAACAUUUGUAUCAAGGGUUAUCCUGCGCACAAGUGUCUCCUGCCAGGUGAGGCGCGCGACACUACCUCAAAUUCAAAAAGCAAGGGUGUCGCCGGCCUCACGCAGAAGGAGGUAUUGAUUCUCAUGGACUCUUUGAAGUCAAAAACGAUGUAUGUUGAAAAAGUUGAUGCUUCAAAACGUGUGGCGGUGAUGUCAUCUCAGCAACCUGUUAUUAUCGGCGAAGCUCCCCCAUCAGACUACUCUCAUACAGGCGCUCGACGGCUAUUCAUUGAUGGCCACAUAGACUACAAUGGUCCUUCUCGCAUUCAGGUCAGUGCUGCGACUACCAAGGUCAAGAAAUCUACCACUUUGGCCGCAAAAUCUACUACUUCUGUUGAAGUACUAGUACCUCCGCCAUCCCGGCCUUUUAAGGUUGUUGCAAGGCCUGGACCUCCCCCAUCUCGGCCUUUCAAGGUCGUCCCCAAGCCACCCGCUCAUGAGGUCAUCGAACUUUCAACUUCACCCGAUUCUCAAGACGCCAAUGACCAACAUAAUUCAGCAACCGACUCGGAGUAUGAAGAAGCCUCUCAGGGCAAGAGGAAGAAACAGAAAUCUAGUGGUGAGCCGCCUGCGCCAAAGAAGCGCGCAUCACCUGUAGACAUUCUCCCCAAAACAGCAAUGCCAGCUGGACCUUCGGAAGAGAAAUCAGGACCCUCGUCUCAGCAUGCUAAUGCUUCUCCUAUGAAAGGGGGCCCAUUAUCCCCACUGACGGUCGAGUCGUCUUCAACCGAAGAGCGGGAUCUUGUCUUACCCGCUCCUACAAACAGAGCUAAGCGUCUUCGUGACGGCCCUUCAAGCAAGCCCGGAGAAACAAAAGGCCGAACUCAAGCACGACCACUUGUGAAAGGUUCGAGAGCAAAACCAAAGCCAACGUCUCGUCAUGGUCGGGUCCUUCGUGCAAUUUAUUCUGAGGACUCUGACUCCGGUAGCGAGAAGAUGAUGACCACAUCCCACCAAAUCAACCUGGACAGCAUGGAUCCAUCAGCAACGAGUCAGGCGAUUGCGUCCAGGGAUAACUUUACGGAUCCAUCAGCAACGAGUCAGGCGAUCGCAUCCAGGGAUAACCUUACCGCAGACGAGGGCCCUGCAUCACAGCUACAGUCCAAUACGGAGAGGGAUGGGGCGCAUGCACCAUCUCCUAAACGUGAUGCACCUGACAUACCCACAGAGUUCACUCCUGCCCCUCAGAGAGGAGGAGGAGGAGAUGGAGAUGGUGGAGGAAAUGGAGGAGACAGAGAUGAGGGAGGAGACGGAGGAGAUGUAGGAAACGGAGGAGAUGUAGGAAAUGGAGGAGAUGUAGGAAGCGGAGGAGACAGAGGAGGCAUAGGUGGAGGCAGUGGAAGAGGAGGAGGAUUUCAAUCAAUGAACGAAGGUUCAUUCGGUGACAACAUUCCUCCUCAUGGAGGCCUACCUGAUUCUGACAGGGUCCCUGCAAUUAUUGACCGUCAAUCUGCAGAACCUAUGCACUCUCAAGAGCCUUUCCGUCAUGAACUUCGCAAACCUCACAGGCCCAUUCAUCAAGAUCUGCGUGGUUAUUACCCUCGUGAUUAUUACUCUCGUGAUUACUACAGGGAGACUCACUUCCAUAAUUCACGUGGUACUCUCCCUCCUGAUCCUCGCGGCUCUCUCCCUCCUGAUUCUCGCGGUUCUCUCCCUCCUGAUCCUCGUGGCCCUCUCCCUCCUGAUUCUCGCAGCUCUCUCCCUCCUGAUCCUCGUGGCCCUCUCCCUCCUGAUCCUCGUGGCCUUCUCCCUCCUGGUCAUUGUGGUCCUCUCCCACUCGAGCCUCAAGAGCGCUUGAACCGAGAGCAUCACGAUCCUCGUUAUCCUGGUCAUACAGCUUAUGAAUCUUCGUAUUCGGAUUAUGGUCACCUGCAUCCGCACGAUACAUACUAUUCUCGCAGGUGCAAUGCCAAUGACAGCGCUCCUGAACACCAUGAUGCUCGCAGUCGCACGUGCGACUUGUCUCCAGUGACAGAAUCGAGCAUGGAUUACACUAUGGAACGGGAGCGCGGCCGCUCAUUAACAUACUCUGACCACGACAGAUAUACUCCUGCUUACAUGCAUGAACAUGGAUACCCCUCGCGUGCUGAUCAUGACGAUCGUGGCUAUGGAUUUCCUCCCCAGAGCGGAGGUUACUAUAACAACCCUCAAGCCUUUAGGAGAGGAUAUGACAGAGACUCCAGAUGGGCCGAUCAGGGAGCGCGCAGCCCAUACCACCAUAACCAUGAUGCCAAUUCAAAUACCCAGCUAGGAGAGCAAUCCGGCAACGCACCCCCUUCUGCUUGAUCAUGUAUAUUUCCUUUAUUCUCCUAGCUCCAUCUGAUGUUUCUUUUUAUCUCCUCAAAGGAGAAGCCAUGUUAUUGUCACCUCCCUCGUUGCCUGUCUCUGUUCCGUCUCAUCAGCCCUUACAUUGUUCAUAGUAUUGUCUGCAUCACCUUCGUCUUCUUCCUUUUCAGUACCUCGUCUUUUUAAUGCUAUACUUCUGUAUGUUUUUUGACCAUCUCGUUACUCUACCUUCAGUGGCGGUUUUCUUGAAUAA